AUGAAUGGCUGCUGGCUGACUGGUUCUGCACAGAUGAGGGAAGGGGUUGAACUAGGUGAUCAGCAGAAGUCACCGGAUGCAAAAACAAUUUCAGCAGGGAAUGCAGAGGCAAGAAAAAGUGAGUGGAAAGAGAUGGCAAAAAGUACCAGCAAUGUGCACAAAACUCCUUAUUUUUGUCGUCCUCUCAGGCAGACAAUUGUUGUUUGGGGUAAGGAAGCAGAACACGCCUUUUCUGAUUGGCAGCAGGCAACUUUUUCUGUAAAGUGCAACGAUCAAUGCAGUGUUGCUUCUGCUACCAGUAAUACCACUACGAAUGCUGCUACAUUACUAAUAUAA
Molecule: messenger RNA, 336 nt
Organism: Thelazia callipaeda (thelaziosis nematode)
Lineage: Eukaryota; Metazoa; Nematoda; Chromadorea; Rhabditida; Thelaziidae
Source: the annotation of a GenBank genome assembly